Molecule: messenger RNA, 783 nt
Organism: Diversispora eburnea
Lineage: Eukaryota; Fungi; Glomeromycota; Glomeromycetes; Diversisporales; Diversisporaceae
Source: the annotation of a GenBank genome assembly
AUGUCUGAACCUAUAUGGGAUGGUGAAGAAAGGUCGGGUGUACUAUCAUCAAAUUUAAUGUUUAGUGAUUUAUUUUUAAACUGGUCUAGUAUGUCACAUCAAGCCUGGACUAUUGCUGACUUACCUCACCGACGUUGGAAGUUAAAAUAUUUACCUGAUGAAUUUCGUGCAGAAGAUACCCGAGAUGAAAACCAUCCUUAUUAUAGUUUAUUACAAACCUUUGACCAAUUAAGAGACCUUCAAUUCACUACUGAUGAUAUUCCGGUGUUAACAUGUUUAGAACCAAAAUUAUUACAGAUCGGCAAGAUCAUCGAUAAAUUGAUUGACCUUCCAGGACCUUACGCUAAAGGAAUAUUUGAUUUUACAGCACUUUCAGCUUAUGUUCAUACUAUUAAUGAUUUAUGGUCAAAAAAAAAUCAAAUGUUUUUAACACCAAUAUGGCGACAACCUUGGGAAUACAGGCAUCCUUCUCAACAUUAUAGUGAAAGUUUAGUUUAUGAUCCAAUACUUUUCUCACAACUUUCCCAAAUCAAUCUAAUAUUAGACUGGUGGCUGGGAAAACCACAAUUUGAUUUCUGGAUCGGCAUCAUUGAUCUUAAUUUUGAUAGUUUUCAAACUCAAUUGGAAGCUUAUGUUCAUUGGUGUAAUGAAAGUGAAGAGGAAAUUGAUAUCGAAGGAAUUGGCAACAAAGAGAAAACUCCUUCCACUAAAAAGAUUUAUAUGCUUAAGGUUAUUGAAGAUGACUUGAGUGAAUGCGAUUGGAGUAGUUCAUCAGAUUACUAA